AUGCACUGUCCGUGCGGGGGGAAUGUGCCGGCCCCGCUCCUUUGCCGGAUUCUGAGAGUUACAGCCGCGUCCGACUCGAUCUGGCCAGCAAGAAACAGGCGACGCGAACAGCAGAGGAUGGUUCAAGAGUCGGAAGCUGGAGCAUUGGGAGAGGUUUGUGCUUUACCUGGACUCACAUCUCCUCCCGCGGUCCGGCCGCGCAGCAAUGGGGACAGAGAUGCCAGCUGGAUCAUCUGGGGUGUCUGCGCCCCUGCUGGGGCUGAGAGCUCAGCACUGAGCGCCUGGCCGGCCCCGGGACUGUCCCGGGAGGGGCGGGGGCAGCGCGAUGCUGUGCAUCAGGCUCCGAGCCACAGCAUCGAGGGGAAGGUGCCCCUGCUCACUGCGGGGGAGGGGCUGGAACCGGAGCCCUCCAGGGCCCUUCCACCACCGGCCACCCCCGGACUGCCGUGGGCAGAGGGGCUGGAACCGGAGCCCUCCAGGGCGCUUUCACCCCCAGACUGCCGUGGGCAGAGGGGCUGGAACCGGAGCCCUCCAGGGCCCUUUCACCCUCAGACUGCCGUGGGCAGAGGGGCUGGAACCGGAGCCCUCCAGGGCCCUUUCACCCCCGGACUGCCGUGGGCAGAGGGGCUGGAACCGGAGCCCUCCAGGGCCCCUCCACCCCCAACCCCUCCCGGUUGCGCCCGCCCGGGCCCGCGCGCCGCCGCCGCCGCUUCCGCCGCGCGGUCCCUCCCGCGCGCCGCCCCCUCCCGGCAGCCCUCGCGCCGGAAGCGGCUGACGACAACAACAAACACCGGCGGCGGCGGCGGCCGCCCCAGGCAGGGCUCCCCCGCUCCCCGCGGCCCCCAGCCCGCCCCGCCGAGCCGCCUCUUCCCGCUCGCCGCCUCUCCCCGCUCGGCCGCAGGCCCCGCCGAGGCGCUGCGCGCCCCCGCGGAGCCGCCGGGCCCGGCCGCGCGGCGCGGGGGGGGACGCGCCGCCACCGGCGCAGGAUGA
Messenger RNA from Melospiza georgiana, 990 nucleotides. RefSeq lists its product as uncharacterized. The record is from RefSeq and is a predicted model, not a curated record. Bases 1 to 990 code for a protein of 329 amino acids. Lineage: Eukaryota; Metazoa; Chordata; Aves; Passeriformes; Passerellidae. The transcript is spliced from 2 exons.